Molecule: messenger RNA, 4020 nt
Organism: Etheostoma spectabile (orangethroat darter)
Lineage: Eukaryota; Metazoa; Chordata; Actinopteri; Perciformes; Percidae
Gene: susd5
Product: sushi domain containing 5
Exons: 5
Coding region: 288-2729 (813 amino acids)
Biological process (GO): cell adhesion; Notch signaling pathway
Molecular function (GO): hyaluronic acid binding
Source: RefSeq, a predicted model, not a curated record
GUGACGUGUUUACUGACGGGGACAUGCGAGUUGUCACACCGGUGCUCGAUCUGCUUGCGAGGGCGACUAUUUGGGGGGAUAAACUGCGCCUCGCUCUUGAGCCGCUCUGGCCGUUUUUUCCGUUAUCACUCGUUAACAAGCGAACCUUCCUGCCUCUCAGUCCACAUCUGUCCGGACCGGGAUUGCGCUCUCCACCGUUACUUUGACCUGCAAGAUUGUGAAUACACAAGUCGUCUGGAAGUUUUUUGACACAUUUUCCAAGAUAAAAAGUGAGAUUUUUCCAAAAGAUGUUGGAUCGUUGUAACCAAACUGUUCUAUCAUUGCUCUUUGGAUGCCUGGCUUAUCUUGCUGUGGUCUCUGUUGUAAAUGCAGAUGGUCGAGUGUUCGUGUUGGACCUGAGGAACUCCUCCGGCCUGCAGGGCUUCAGAGAUGCUGAGGGGGCUUGCGCCUCACAACACGCCCGCUUGGCAUCAGUGGAGGAGCUCCAUCAUGCAGUGGUGGAGUGCUUCUUCUCUCCGUGCACUCGUGGGUGGCUCUACGGAGGCACAGUGGGGACCACGGUGUGUAAUGUUGUGGGCAGUGCACUUAAAGCAGUGGAUGUGAGAACAGAAAAUGCUACAGAGGAUGCUGCACACCUGGACGCCUUCUGUAUCAAAGACAAAGGUGUGCCAUGUGGUGACCCUCCAUCCUUUCCAAAUGCCCGUCUACAGGGGCACACUGGGUAUGAGAUGGGAGAUGAGCUGAUGUACACAUGUGUGCCAGGUUAUGUAAUGCCCAGUGGACACACUGCCUUUAGUCUUCUGUGCGACAGCUGCGGAGAGUGGUAUGGACUAGUGGAAAUAUGUGUCAAAGAUGAGACUGAAAGUCACGUAGACUACGAGGACAAAUUCACAGAUUCCUAUGGAGAGACAGAAAGCCACAACGAGAGACCAGAGGAGGCUCAUGGUGAGGUAUAUGAGGAAGUGCAUGGAGCUGCAUCCCCGGAGGGUGAUAGGAUACAGGAGCAGCAAGAGAAGAACUUUAGUGUUGAAGUAGAGGAGGAGCAUCAGGACCAACAUGGAGAGCAUGAAGUGGAAGGAGAGGUGAUUGUGAGAAAAUUUAAAGGAGCUGUAGAAGGAGGAGAAAAAGACAAAGAUCGGGUUGUUGAGGGCUUCACAGGCCAUCCAAGGUGGGAGCAGGAGAGGAGGGAGGUGGUCGGGACUGAUGCAGCUGCAGCCACAGAAGCACCUGUAUCUCUUCUCUCCCAGAAGCACCUUUUCUGGUUCCCCUCGGAGGCCUUCCAGGAGGAAGGACAUCCUGUCUCCAGUAAUCCAGUCACACAGACACAUAGAGCCUCAGGCGCCCAAUCAGAGGAGAGUAAAGAGCAUGACAGCCAAGAAACGCACCACCACCAGCAGCAUCCAGUUGAUGUUGACAACCAGGAUCACGAGGGAGACAGCUACAAUGAUCGUGACACAGAAGACAGAGACGAUCACGAUGACAACAACCAUGAAGACCUGGAUUCCCAUGACGAAAGCCACCAUGAGGACCAAGAGGACCACGACAGCCACCAAGACAAAGAUGGCCGUGAUGAUCAUGUAAAGCAUUACAUUCCAUCUCAGCAUGAUGAUCUGGAAAGACGGGACCGCCACCAGAAUCAUGACGAUCAUGAUGACCAUUAUGACAUGGGUGAACAAGAAGAGGACCGUGAUCGUGUUCGCUAUGGCAGCCAGGAGUAUGACGAUACUUACGACAAACACAAAAGCUAUGAAAAACAUGAUGAUGUGACCGACGAUCACGGACAUCCUGAUGGCUCUGAGGAACAUCCAGACCCCGAUGACCAUGAUGACCAUGAGGAGCAUUUUGACCCGGAGGAGGAUGAUUACGACCGUUACACUGAUCGUGAUCAUGAACAUGAUGACCACGACAGCUAUGAUGAUCAUGAUAGCCAUGAAGAUGACAGUCAUCAGCAUGUAAUAUUUUCUAUAGCAACUGAUAAAUAUCAAAACGUCACUCAGACGGUUGCAGAAGGAGAGGCUGCCACAGACGACACCUGGCUGGAUGGCUACCCUGUUGUUCCAGGGGAAACAGAAAAUGGUGAGUCCACAACAGAAAGGGCAAGACUAAAGGAUACAGUGAGGAGGACAGUUGUUGGGACAACAGACAGACCCAAUGAGGUGGAAAUUCGUAGACCUGUCCCUUCCACCAGCUUACCAAAGGUGCCCAAGUUUCCCACCACAGAGCCUGCCUUAAAUAGAGGAGGAGUGGAGGAGAUGUGGCCUGGCUUCAUCCCCACCACUGCUCCCUCACAGCCCUCAGACUCCCCCUCAUACUCUGACACCCUGGACUAUGACACACAACAGGCAGCUCCCACCCACCCCUGGCAGGAUGACCUCACUAAGCACCCCUUCCUCAAUCAGGGCCCAGUUCCACCCAAGCACGACGGCAAUAACGGAGUGAUGGAGGAGCACACUGUACACAACAUGCCCGGUGAGACAGGCAAAAGGGGCGAGAGGGGCGAGGCGAUCUGUACAGGCGAGAACUGCCCACCCCGCCCUCCGAACUCCUCCAGCCGAGGUCCCAUGGUGGCAGCCAUAAUUGUGGCGGUUUGUGCAGUUGUUGCGGCGGUCAUUGUAGGCGUGUGGUACUACCGACGGCAACAACAAAAGAGCUCAGUGUACGAGAUGAAUGGAAAGGGCCAUAGCCAGACCAGACAGGGCCAACACAUAGAGAUGCAGCAAAAAGUGUAAGAGCGACGGAUGAGGAAAGAGGGACACUAACAAAGGGCAGAGACAUUUGGGAGGGAUAGGAGGACUUAAAUGAAUUUGAGAGGAACGUACAGCCCCUCAUCUUGCUAGAAACUACUGCAUUAUUGAAUAUUUUGGAUAGGUAAGAACAGAUGAGUUGCGCUACAUCCCUAUUUUGAAGAGCAAAACCUCACCAAUGUGAUGCAGAAAAUUGCAUAAAACAGUAAGAACUGAUGCUUAACACAGUGAAAUCUGAGUGAAACUAGAUGGUAGAUCGAUUAUAUUGAAUUUUACCCAUCUAUGUUAUACCUACCCAAUAUUUUCAAAGCUCUGACAGUCCUGACAAGGGCUGUGUCUGGACUGGACUAAACUCCAGGAACUAAAAAAGGAGAAUAUAAGGAAAUAACCAUGUAGGAAAACCACAAGAAGGCAUGCCUGCCCGCCUGAAUAUACAAACUGAGACUCCAAAUCUCUUGGACAUUGUGGUAAAGUUUCUCUGUUGCCUUUUUGUUGACGUCAUUGCCUGCUUUAUUGUUGAUUCAGCUGCCUUGUUCUCGAUUCCCCAUCUUUUUCUGUUUCUAUGAUUAUGGUGUUGAUAAAAACGGUAUUCCACUUGUUACCCCACGGCAAGAGUGCUGCAGUUCAGAACACUUUAGAUCAUAGCAGCAGAUUUGGGCAGGUAGUCCCAAAUUAAUGAUAAGGCCUCUGCCAAACCAGCAAGAAUAGAAAAAAGAAUGAUAAUGAUGAUGAUGAUGAUGGCUAGAUCAGAUGAAAGGGUUGAAUGGGCUGUAUGGGGGAAAAGUACAGUGUGAGAAAGAAGGAUGUCGAGUGAAACAUUUUAAGAUCUUCCUGCCUUUGUUGGUUUUGGCAGUCGGCUGGUAAGAGAUAAAGAGUGGGUGUCCAUCCAGAUUGUCAGUGUGUGUGUGUGUGUGUGUGUGUGUGUGUGUGUGUGUGUGUGUGUGUGUGUGUGUGUGUCAGAUCCAUGCUUUAGCACUGUCUUUGCUGAUGGCAUUCAGGCAUUCAGAGAUCAAAAAGUGUGGCAACAGAGACAAACUAAAGUUGCAACCCCCAAUGUUUUUAGUUUUAACUUAAAGUUCCCAUGACAUGGUGCUCUUUGGAUGCUUUUAUAUAGACCUUAGUGGUCCCCUAAUACCAUAUCUGGAGUCUCUUUUAUAUAGACCUUAGUGGUCCCCUAAUAACCUAUCUGAAGUCUCUUUCCCAAAAUUCAGCCUUGGUGCAGAAUUACAGCCACUAGAACCAGUCCCACAAUGAGCUUUCCUUAGGAUGUGCCAUU